Cydia pomonella (codling moth) is the source of this 20393-nucleotide messenger RNA. It is a transcript of the gene LRP1, whose product is annotated as low-density lipoprotein receptor-related protein 1. Gene Ontology annotation, molecular function: calcium ion binding; protein binding. The record is from RefSeq and is a predicted model, not a curated record. The transcript has 94 exons. Bases 293 to 15370 code for a protein of 5025 amino acids. Lineage: Eukaryota; Metazoa; Arthropoda; Insecta; Lepidoptera; Tortricidae.
UUCACGGCCGGUUGUUGUUGCGCGCCGAACGCUGCGGCCCGAGCUUUACGAUUGAAAAGCUUUUAUUCCUAAUUCAUGAAGUGCGACAAAAUUAUAAAUUAAAACUGUGUCUACACUAAAUCAGCUGACACGGUAUCUGUUUAUAUUUGUGCGCGGACGGUUUCGACUCUUCAUAGGGAUCAAUGAAGUGAACUCCCGUGUGUGUAAACAAGAACAAGAGUGGAUAUUUAUAGAGUGCUUGAGUGUAAGCUGGAGUUUGUAACGUUUCUAGAUAUGUGUAUUAAUUAGUGCAAUGAAGUACAUCGUAGCGGUCCUGGCGGUGGCGGCGGGGGUAGCCGCGGUCCUGCCGGGCAAGCAUCCGCGCCCGGGUAUACCAGGCGAGGAGUUAACAUUCCCCUCGCUCGGCACCGAGGACGGCCUCAUAUCCUGCGGGCCGGGCCAGUUCCUCUGCCGCGAUGGCUCCCGCUGCGUGCCUGCUGCGUGGCGCUGCGACGCGCGCGACCACUGUCCCGACGGCUCAGACGAGAUACACUGCGAGCACUUAAGCCACUCCGAUGCCACAAACUCCACGGACACAUCGCCCUGCAGCCAGGGCCAGUUCCGCUGCGCCACCGGGCGCUGCAUACCGGCCGCGUGGCGAUGCGACGGCGACACGGACUGCGGCCAGCGGGACGACUCCGACGAGGACCCCUUCACGUGUCAGAAGGAGUUCAAAUGCCCAAACAACACGGCGAGGUGUGCGACACCCCUGGGCGGGGUAUUCGAGUGCGUCCCUAUACGGUCGUUCUGCGACUCAAUACGCGACUGUCUCGACGGUUCAGACGAGUGGGACAUCUGUGACAACUUCACGAAAGCCCAAUGCGGCCCGCUCAAGUGCGCUGAGGGUUGCAGACCCACGCACGAAGGACUGGCCUGCUAUUGUCAGGAUGGAUAUCAGCACGUCAAUGGGAAAUGCGAAGAUUUAGACGAGUGUGAGCAAGAAGCGACGUGUCCACAAUGGUGCCGCAACACACCCGGCUCUUAUACCUGUCUGUGUGCGCCCGGGUACAAACAGUCUGGAGACUCUUGUGUUGCUGUCAACGAGCCGCCAGACGAGCCAGCGUCUCUGCUGGUGAUCACUCAGAAGGGUAUAUCUCGGGUGUGGCCCGACGGGCACGCUCCGCCAAAUAAAGACAACCUCACGCUAUCGGCGCUGCAAGUUAAGGCUAUGGAUUUCGAUUAUUCUAAUAGGUCUUUCUGCUACGUUCACCACAACCUCAGCCGCUCCGGCAUAAUGUGCGUGUCCGUCGAUGACUUCUCGAAGAAAUGGCAGCGCGAGCCACCCACUCUGUUCCCUUCUGUUGAUUCGGUGAACUUCAUGGCGUGGGACUGGGUGUCGGGCGCGUGGUACCUGGUGGAGGGCGCGGCGGGCGCCAUGUUCGUGUGCUCGCGCGGCCUGGCGCACUGCCGCCUGCUGCAGGACUCCCUCGCCAAGCUGCGCGGCCUGGCCAUCGACCCCACCCCGCCCCGGCAGGACGACAACCAACCCCAUGGGUCAGUACCAAUAUACCUGGUGGAGGGCGCGGCGGGCGCCAUGUUCGUGUGCUCGCGCGGCCUGGCGCACUGCCGCCUGCUGCAGGACUCCCUCGCCAAGCUGCGCGGCCUGGCCAUCGACCCCACCCCGCCCCGGCAGGACGACAACCAACCCCAUGGGUCAGUACCAAUAUACCUGGUGGAGGGCGCGGCGGGCGCCAUGUUCGUGUGCUCGCGCGGCCUGGCGCACUGCCGCCUGCUGCAGGACUCCCUCGCCAAGCUGCGCGGCCUGGCCAUCGACCCCACCCCGCCCCGGCAGGACGACAACCAACCCCAUGGGUCAGUACCAAUAUACCUGGUGGAGGGCGCGGCGGGCGCCAUGUUCGUGUGCUCGCGCGGCCUGGCGCACUGCCGCCUGCUGCAGGACUCCCUCGCCAAGCUGCGCGGCCUGGCCAUCGACCCCACCCCGCCCCGGCAGGACGACAACCAACCCCAUGGGUCAGUACCAAUAUACCUGGUGGAGGGCGCGGCGGGCGCCAUGUUCGUGUGCUCGCGCGGCCUGGCGCACUGCCGCCUGCUGCAGGACUCCCUCGCCAAGCUGCGCGGCCUGGCCAUCGACCCCACCCCGCCCCGGCAGGACGACAACCAACCCCAUGGGUCAGUACCAAUAUACCUGGUGGAGGGCGCGGCGGGCGCCAUGUUCGUGUGCUCGCGCGGCCUGGCGCACUGCCGCCUGCUGCAGGACUCCCUCGCCAAGCUGCGCGGCCUGGCCAUCGACCCCACCCCGCCCCGGCAGGACGACAACCAACCCCAUGGCUUCAUAUUCUGGUCCGUCUGGGGCGGCUCACCGGCGCGCGUGGUGCGCACAGAGCUGUGGGGCGGGGCGCCCACGGACCUGGCGUCCUCCCGCCUGGUGUACCCCACGGCGCUCACACUGGACCUGACCAAUAAGUGGCUAUACUGGGUCGACGCUUAUAUGGACAGCGUGGAGAGAAGCGACUACUACGGAGGGAAUAGAGUCACUGUGUUCAGAGGUUACGAGUCUGAACGAGUAUCCCUAAUUUCUAACUUCGAGGCUUCCCUCUACUUACCUCAAUGGAAUAACCAGAGCGUGCUGAUGACGUCACGCUACGCACGCACACACGCACGCACGCCCACGCACACACAGAAAAUCAUACCGGUGUCCGCGCGAGUGACAGCUGCGUUGGUGUUCCAUAGACAGAGGCAGCCAGUCGUAUCACACCCGUGCACAGUCCACAACGGCGGCUGCACACACAUAUGUGUGACUGCAUGGCGCGGGACGACUCCGCGCGCGCACUGCCUGUGUCGUCACGGGUACAAAGCAGUCCACACUCAUCCGCACCAGCCGCCCGUCUGUCACAGAGUGGACGUGGACCAGUACCUGCUAGUAGCGCGAGGCUCGCCGCCCAUAGUGCAAGCCAUAGUGACCCAACACCCGCAAUGGGAGGCCGCCGCGCCCGCCGCCGCCGCGAGGCCCACGGCAGCCGACGUGCACCUGGCGACAGAGUACAUGUACUUCUCCGAUGUGCACAGAUACGAAAUAGUCCGGCAGAAGCUAGAUGGAACCGGCCGAGAAGUUUUCAUAGAGGAGGACGUCGACAACUGCGAGGGACUCGCCGUCGAUUGGAUGGGCAAAAACUUAUAUUGGACGGACGACGCUCUGGGCCAAAUAUCCGUGGCGCGACUAUCAGACCCGAAGCAACGUAAGGUGCUCAUUCGCGAACCACACUACCACCCCAGGAGCAUUGCGUUAGACCCACGAAAAGGUGUAAUGUAUUGGUCCGUAUGGGCCAGCUCGUCAACUCCGAAGGGCAGCAUAGAGACUGCCGCCAUGGACGGUUCAGCGCGGCGCGUUCUAGUCUCAGACGAGCUCCACUGGCCGAAUGGACUGGUUGUUCAGUCGGACGAGCAGAUGCUUUAUUGGUGUGACACGUUCCUGAACAAGAUCGAGAGCCUGGACUUGACCACGAACAAGCGGACGACGAUUAUCGCAGCCCCGAGCGUCGACUUGCAGAAGCCGUAUGGACUGGCGUUGAUCGACGGUGACAUAAUAUGGAGUGAGCACGGCACCGGUAACAUCCGGCGCUUGGGCGCCGACGGGCAGCCGAGCCCCAGCGCCAAUGGCACCAUUUUGCGGCGCCUGCCGCCGCCGUUAUAUGACAUACGACGCGUCGCUGCUGCAGACAGAUUAGGGCGCAACUCAUGCUCGGACAAGAACGGCGGUUGCUCCGAGCUGUGCCUGGCCACGCCCACGGGCCACAGCUGCGCGUGCGCCGCGGGCCGCGCGCCCGUAGCGGCGCGCCCCGCCCACUGCGCGCCGGGCUCCGCCCCCGCCCCGCCCUGCGCCGCGGGCAAGUUCCACUGCGGCCGCGGGCGCUGUAUCGACGAGCUAUACGUUUGCGACGGCGACGCCGACUGCCCUGAUGGCUCUGACGAGGACAGCUCUCCUACUGGACCAUGUGCAAACAGAACAUGCACUGAUAGUCAGAACUUCAAAUGCGACUCCAACCGUUGCAUACCGAAGACCUGGAUCUGCGAUGGACAAAGAGAUUGCCUCGACGGCUCAGACGAGUCCGACACCGCGUGCGCCGAGCACGUCUGCGGCCCCGACCAGUUCCUCUGCGCCUCCUCAAAGCGCUGCAUAGCGGCCGCCUGGAGAUGCGACGGGGCCCCCGACUGUGGCAAUAACGACCGCUCGGACGAGGCCGACUGUAAAGCUACAGAAAACGCAGAAUGUCACCCACUAAUGUUCCGCUGUCCAAACGGCGGGUGCGUUCCAUGGGAAUACUACUGCGACGGGCGCGCCGACUGCGCGGACGGCGGGGACGAGCAGCGCUGCCGCGGCGUCACCCCUACACGGGAUGACGAAGUUACGAGCAAGAACAGCGUGUGUGAAGAGCACGAGUUUCAGUGUGCGAACAAAGAGUGUAUACGUAAGGAAUUCCGCUGCGAUUACCGGCCGGACUGCCUGGACAGCUCCGACGAAGCCAACUGCGAGCAACACCGAGCCACCACCCGCGCCCCCACCACCCCCGCUCCAGAUGAGUGCGUCGCGCCUUCGUUGAAGUGUGAUAAUGGUUCCCGCUGUGUACCGCUACUGCAGCUGUGUGAUGGAAGUUAUGAUUGUGCUGAUGGCUCAGACGAAGCUGAUCGAUGUGGUGAGCCCAUGUGCGUGGCGGCGGCAUGCACACACGAGUGCCACCCCACGCCCAGCGGAGCCGUGUGCGCUUGUCCAGCGACACUACAUUUGCAGCGCGACGGCGUUACUUGCUCCGAGCGUCACAUCUGCCACGACUGGGGCGUCUGCAGCCAGACAUGCCAGCCGCAGAAGAAUCGCCACAAAUGCACUUGCUAUGAGGGUUACAAGCUAGCUGAUGACGGCUUCACGUGUAAAAGCACAGAAAAAGCAACACCCCUCCUCGUAUUCAGCAACCGCCAUGAAGUCCGCGCAGUGGAACUGCCUUCCUUGACUUCUCGAGCGCUCAUCUCAUCUCUCAAGAACACAGUGGCUCUUGACUGGAAGCGGACAGGAGACCAGGUCACCUUAUACUGGACGGAUGUGGUCGAUGACCAUAUAUACUCCGGCACAGUGCAGGGGAUAGCUCUGAGCGACAUCAAGGUGGUGAUCGAGCAAGGCGUGUCAACCGCAGAGGGGUUAGCUGUGGACUGGGUGGCCAACAACCUUUACUGGGUCGAAGGCACACUACGUCAGAUUGAGGUGGCUCGCCUAGACGGGCGAUAUCGACGCACUCUAGUGUCGGGUGAUAUGGAGAGCCCGCGCGCUAUUGCACUUGAUCCUAAACUUGGUUACCUGUUCUGGAGCGACUGGGAGCAGUCGGCGCCCCGCAUCGAGCGAUGCAGCAUGGCGGGCCGCGGCCGCUCCACGGUGGUGCACGUGGACGAGGUGGCGGACGGCGCGUGGCCCAACGGCAUCACGCUGGACCACGUGGCCGCCAGGCUCUACUGGAUCGACGCCAAAUCGGACUCCAUCCACACAACCCUGUACGACGGAACCGGCUACCAGCUCGUCCUGCGCGGGCACGUGAUGCUCUCCCACCCCUUCGCUGUCACUCUGUUCGAGUCACAUGUUUAUUGGACUGAUUGGAGAAGCAACAGUGUGAUGCGAGCUAAUAAAUGGAACGGUAGUGACGUGCAAGUUGUGCAGAGGACCAUGAUGCAGCCUUUUGAUAUCAAGGUGAUCCACCCUAGCCGCCAACCAGCGCUACCUUCCAACCCCUGCGCUGUCAACAACGGCAACUGCACACACCUGUGUCUCAUCGACGGACCGAACCUGCGUGUGUGUGCGUGCCCGCACGUCAUGCGAUUGGCUAAAGAUAAUGUCACUUGUGAAGUGCACGAGAAAGUGGUGGUGGUCGGCAGGGCGGGCUCCAUUCGCGGCUUAGACCUCGACGCGCCCUCCCAACCCGUCAUCCCGGCCGUGUGGGGCGCACAACUCGCCGCACCACGCGCUUUAGCAACUUUAACAUCACAACGCUUGCUAUACUGGAGCGAUUCUGAGACGAACGAGAUAAAACGCACCCGCCUCACCGGCGGCACAGCUGAAACCGUAGUGGAAGCGGCCGGUGUCGGAGGAGCCCUGGCUUUAGACUGGGCCGCUAAAGUGCUGUACUACGUAGCGCAAGGCCAACUGUGGGCCGCUGGGCCGCUCGGCGAGAGGGCUUCUCCGCUCUGUGCUGUAGUUAAUGUCACCGCUAUUGCCGUGGAUGUACAAAGGGGCAAACUUUACUGGGCUGUGUCGAGCACAGGCGACGGCAUCGGCGCGAAGAUGGAAGCCGUAGCUAGCGACUGUAGCGAACGACGCAUUAUAAUUGACGCUACGAGGGACCCGUUACUGGCUGGAGUUCAUAGUUUAACGGUGGAGCCAAAGACGGGAUGGUUGUACUGGGUCAAUCUAGCAUCUGCUUCGAUUCAGUACAUACAUGUUAAAACUGGAGAAUUCUUUACCGUGGAACUAGCAACAGGGGCGCGUCCCUUAGCCCUGGACAUCCAUUUCGAACGGCUACUGUGGGCCGACGGCGACGGCUUGAAAGCCUGCAAGCUGCCCCGCGACCGAAGUCAGGCUACGCAGAACUGCGUGGAUUCCGAGGUCCUUAGAGCUAACACUGAGAACGUCCUAUCUCUCCGCGUAUACGACGCCGCAACUCAGAACGCCACACGGGGCGCGUGCGCGCUGCGAGCGCCCGCGUCAGCGUGCGCGCACCUGUGCCUGCCCGUGUCCGACGCGCGCAGCCGCUGCGUGUGUGCGGCCGGGUAUAGGGCUAACGGGACACAGUGCAUUCCGGAAGACGAAAUCUUAGUGUACUCGUUGAGUUGGGAGAUCCGCGCGCUGUCGCUGACGACGCCCUCGCGGACCGUUCUGCCGCCCAUCGCGCAGCCGGCGCUCUGCACCGCACUCGACUAUCGUGCAGACGGUGACUGGAUAUACUGGGCGGACUCGGAAAGCGGCGCAGUGGCGCGCGCUCGACGCGAUGGUACCGGACGAGCUGCGUUGGUCUCGCAACCUGAACCACUCGAUGCGCAGCCUGUGGACUGGCUCUCUGGCCUUGCAGUAGAUUGGGUCGCUGGGAACAUCUACUGGUCGGACCCCCGCCGUAACCUGGUUGAAGUCGCUCGAGCAGACGGUGAUCAUCGCUACGUUCUCAUCGAUACGGAUCCGCUAGCCGUUACAACCCUAGCAGUUGACGCUGUUCGCGGUUGGCUCUUUCUAUCCGGCGGAGGCUGGAUCCAACGCUCGCGGCUCGACGGCUCCCAGCGUGAGCUUCUCUACAAUGGCACUGCUGUCGCUGACAUUGCUGUGGACUCUGAGAACGAGAUGGUGUACUGGGCGGACACGUUCGACGUCUCCCUCUGGCGCAUGCGCUACGACGGUCGCUCCCGCGCCUGCGUGGCGCGCGGCGACCCGCUGCGGCACCCCGCCGCCGUGGCCGUGCACGCAGCCCGACUGUACUGGAUAGACACCAUGUGGAAACGGGGCUGCAUUCUCUCCGCACCGCUAACUAACAUCAGCGACUACGAAGUCCUGCUGGAGAACGCCGGAGACAGCCUCAAGGAUCUAUUCAUCUGGUCAAAAGCUUCUCAAACGCUGCCGUCACCGUCAUCAGGACUAGCUGUGAACCCUUGCAGCGUCAACAACGGAGGUUGUGCUGAACUUUGUCUAUGGGAUGGUGCCAGCGUGCAUUGCGCUUGUCCACAUGGGGAUGUCGCUGCCGACGGCAAGAAUUGUACUCCGUACCAAUCGUUCCUGAUGUAUUCGCGAGUGACAAAAAUUGACAGUAUCCAUUUACAAGACGAUAAGGACCUGAACUCUCCAUAUCUGCCGAUUCAAAACAAGGAUCUAAUUAGGAUAGCGAUCAGCCUAGCUUACUGGUACGACGAAAAGCGACUGUUCUACUCGGACAUUCAACGCGGCGCUAUCGGAUCCGUCCAUUUCAACGGCACGGACCACAGGACCCUUCUUACAAAAAUGGGAGCAGUAGAGGGCAUGGUGUUCGAGUCCCGCACCAAAACGCUGUACUGGACGUGCAACAGCGCGGCGGUGCGCCGCGUACACAUACCCUCGCUGGACGCCCGCGCGGACAACCAAUCGUCUCAAGCCUUAGUGCUUACCGUUAUACAACUGGCUCCCGGCGACAGACCAAGAGGGAUAGAUGUUGAUUCCUGCGAAUCGCGUUUAUACUGGACGAACUGGAACGACACGAACCCGCGCAUCCAGCGCGCCUACAGCAGCGGGCACGAACUCGAGACCAUCAUCUCGAAAGACAUCCUCAUGCCCAACGGUCUGGCGAUUGAGCAUUCUACAAGGAUGCUGUACUGGGCUGACGCGCGGUUGGAUAAGAUAGAACGAUCGCUGCUCGAUGGAUCACAUAGACAUAUCGUCGUCCGCUCAGGUGCAGAGCACCCGUUCGACGUAGCGGCCUGCGAUGGCUACGUAUAUUGGUCGGACUGGGUCGGACGCGCGAUUUUAAGGGCAGACGCGAGGGGUGGAAACACGCGCGCGCUGCGUAAGGACUUACCGCGUCCUAUGGGGCUUGUGUGUGUCACUCCCACGCAUCAAACUUGCUCCCCAGACCCCUGCGCCGCCCUCAACGGCGGCUGCGCGGAACUCUGCACCCUCUCCGCCGAGGGCGUCGUCUGCGCCUGCCGCCCCGGCCGGGAAUUGAACCCGGACCGUAGUUCCUGCCGUCCCACCGCUACGCAUUGUGACGAAGGACAGUUCGCCUGUGCCGAGGGUCUGUGUAUUCCCGAGGAGCUGGUGUGUGAUGGCGUCAACAAUUGUGGAUCGAGAGACGCUAGCGAUGAAGACCUUUACUACUGCACAUCUCGCGUAUGUCCGGCCGACAUGACACCGUGCGGUGCCGGCGGGCGUUGCGUGCGUACGUCGUCUCUGUGCGACGGCUUCGACGACUGUGACGAUGGAUCAGAUGAACGCUCCUGCGAGUGCCCCGCCGAACAGUACAGGUGCGACGACGGCAUGUGCGUCCCCGUGUCGUCCCGCUGCGACGGCCUCGUGGACUGCGCAGACGGCUCGGACGAGGCGGGCUGCCCGCGCGCCACGUGCGCCGCGCUGGGCCCGGGCGCGGCGCCGUGCGGCGGCGGCGGCUGCUUCCUGCCCGAGUGGCGCUGCGACGGCGCGAGGGACUGCCCCGACGGCACGGACGAGCAGGGCUGCGAAAUAGACAGCACAACGCGCAGCUCCAUCCACUCUUCAGCCCCAUGCGAUGUGGACCAAUUCACUUGUGGAAGUCCUGAACGAGGCGACAUCGAGUGUAUACCACUAACGUGGAGGUGCGACGGCGUCGUGGACUGCUCAGACGGCUCUGACGAGACUCUCCACUGUGCCCACAAAAACGCAACUAAAUGCACAUCCGACCAGUUCUCAUGCGGUUCGCUAUGUUUACCGCUGAGCGCGCGCUGCGAUGGCUCCGCGGACUGUCCGCGCGGGGAGGACGAGGAGGACUGCUCGUGCGCGCCUACUGCCUUCCGCUGUGCCAGCGACAAGAUCUGCCUGCACGAGGGCCUGUACUGCGACGGCGACGCGGACUGCUCGGACGGGUCGGACGAGCCGCCGGGCUGCAGCCGGCGCGCCGCCGCGCCCGCGCCGUGCCCGGCGCCGCGCGCGCUGGCCUGCGCGGGGCGCUGCGUGCCGCCCGAGCUGCUGUGCGACGGCCGCGACCACUGCCUGGACGGCGGCGGCGGCGGCGCGGGCAGCGACGAGGACCCCUUCAUGUGCUCAUCCUACUCCCGAGCAACAGCCUCUGAUGCAGCGUUAGGGGUCGCUUCGAGCUCCCGCUCCGCCUGCGCGGCGGGCGAGUGGCAGUGCGCGAACCACGCCUGCGUGCCGCGCGCCGCGCUCUGCGACGGACAGGACCACUGUGGGGACUUCAGCGAUGAGAGGAGAUGCAACAUAAACGAGUGCUCGAUCCGCAACGGCGGCUGCGCGCAGAACUGCACCGACCUGCCCGUCGGCUACGCGUGCUGGUGCCGCGCCGGCUACCGCCGCGCCGGCCCGCAGUGCCGCGACGUGGACGAGUGCGCGGAGCUGGCGUGCGACCACGGCUGCAGGAACACGAUCGGCAGCUUCCAUUGCAAAUGCGAGAAGGGCUACAGACUUAUGGAAGAUGGUCUCAGCUGUGCGUCGAUCUCCAACGAACCAGCAUCCCUUAUCUUCACGAACCGCUACUACAUCCGACGAGUCACUCUCGACCCCUCACACACCAGCUCGCUCCUCAUCCAUGACCUCACCAACGCAGUUGCCCUUGAUAUGGAGUGGGAGAAACGGUGCCUCUACUGGAGCGACGUUGCCAGACUUGGCAGCUCGAUCAAGAGGGCAUGUAGCGAGCCGGGGCAGAACUUCUCACGAUAUCAGCUCCUCCACGGCGCAACUCUCCAAAACCCCGACGGCUUAGCCGUCGACUGGGUAGCCGGCAACAUCUACUGGUGCGAUAAAGGCACUGACACACUGGAAGUGUCGCGUACGGACGGCGCCCACAGACGGGUGCUGCUAAGGACUGGGCUGCAGGAACCGAGAGCGUUGGCACUGCAUCCUGCUAGGGGCACUAUCUACUGGUCCGACUGGGGCACCAACGCGCACAUCGGCCGCGCCGGCAUGGACGGCUCUAGGCCUUCGAUCAUCAUCAGCGCCGGACUGGGCUGGCCCAAUGCCCUGGUCAUUGCUCAUGCAUCGAAUGAACUGUACUUUGCUGAUGCGAGAGAGGACUAUAUCGCUGUCGCGGAUUUGGAUGGGAAGCAUGUCAAAGUGCUGUUCUCUAGAGAUCGCAUGCCCUGGUUACGCUUACAUCACGUAUUUGCCUUGACGGUAUGGGAAGGUCGCAUUUACUGGAGCGACUGGGAGACCCGGGCGAUAGAAAGCUGCCGCCGACGACCCAACCCACACUACAAACCGAACGCAACAGAAGACCCUAGUUCGGGCGGCGCCUACGAAUGUAAGACGAUCGCGCACACCGUGCACAAGCCGAUGGAUUUGCGUGUUCACCACCCGGCCAGACAACCAGCCUCGCCAGAAUUGACGGCGCUGUGCGCAAAACUAAACUGCACCGGUCUCUGCCUCCUCACACCCGCCACGAAGGAGCAGCCGGUCGGCGCGCGCUGCGAGUGCCCCGAACACUUCGUACUGCAGCCUGAUGGACGCAGCUGUUCGCCGAACUGCACGAGUGCGCACUUCGUCUGUAACACGACGCUUAAGUGCGUCCCGUUCUGGUGGCGCUGCGACACGCAGGAUGACUGCGGCGACGGAUCCGACGAACCGGAAUUCUGCCCAUCAUUCCGGUGUUCCCCGGGACAAUUCCAGUGUGGAAAUGGCGGCCGAUGUCUCCAUCCCGCUCUAAUAUGCGACGCUACACCGCACUGCACUGAUGGGAGCGAUGAGAAAGACUGUGACACGUUCACCUGCCUGUCAUCGCAGUUCAAAUGCCAAGGCAACGUGACGGCGGGCAUAUCGGCGCGCUGCGUGGCGGGCGCGGCGCGCUGCGACGGCACGCGCGACUGCCCCGCCGGCGACGACGAGCUGCACUGCCCGCCGCGCUCCUGCAAGCCCGACCACUUCAUGUGCGGCGACGGGUCGUGCGUGCCGGGCGUGUGGGUGUGCGACGCGGACGCGGACUGCGCGGACGGCUCGGACGAGGGCCCGCACUGCGCCACGCGCAUGUGCCCCCCGAGGCACUUCCGCUGCGCCUCCGGCAGGUGCAUCCCGCGCGACUGGCAGUGCGACGCCGAGGCGGACUGCCCGCUGCGCGAGGACGAGGCGGAGUGCGGCGCGGGCGCGCGGCCGGGCUGCGAGGCCACGUACUUCCGCUGCGCCGACGGCCGCUGCAUCCCGGGCCGCUGGCGCUGCGACUUCGAGGACGACUGCGGCGACUUCAGCGACGAGUUGCACUGCGAGCCCAGGAACUGCUCCGAGACUGAGUUCAGAUGCACCAACGGUGAAUGCAUACGUGGCGCCUUACGUUGCUCCGGGGCGGCGGAAUGUGCCGACGGUUCCGACGAGACUGGCUGCGCGCCUCUAUGUGCUGCUAGAGCCCGGCCCUGUGGAAGACAUAAGGAUUGUGUGCUACGCGAAUGGUGGUGCGACGGGUCCGUGGACUGCGCGGACGGGUCGGACGAGGAGUCGUGCGCGGCGCCGGGCGCGGCCUCGUGCGGCGCGCGGCUCGCCUGCGCCGGCGCACAGUGCGCGCCCGCCGCCUGGCGCUGCGACGGCCGCCGGGACUGCGUGGCGGGGGGCGACGAGGACGGCUGCGAGAGACACGCCUGCCAGCCGCCCAUGUUCAGUUCUACGAAUUACUUUUAUUUUAAAACCAAAUGUGCGUGUUCGUGUACAGCUCAAACAUUUAAGCGCAUUCUGGCCUUUAAUGGAUUGCUCUGUACUCUCUUUAAUCAACUUUGCUUAUUGUUAAUCUACUUGUAUGCUAUUCACAGAUGUGGCAACGAUUCGUGUCUACCUUCUGCCCUGCUUUGCGACGGCUACGUCGACUGCCCCGACGGUUCAGACGAGAACUCCAUGAUGUGCAGCAGACGUUCAUCGGAGUCGGUGUGCGAGGCGGACGAGCGCAUGUGCGGCGACGGCCGCUGCGUGCCCGCGCGCGCCGACUGCGACACCGGCGAAGAGGGCCCGUGCACUUGGCGCUCGUGUUCGCAGGUGUGCAUACCGAAGCACGCACACAACCACACUUGCAAAUGCUUGGAAGGCUACAAACAUAGACAAUUGCCGGACAACACUUGGACUUGCGAAGCGAUUGGUGAGAAAGCACAAGUAAUAGUAGCUGUUAAUGGGUCACUCCGGGCUUGGGAGCUCACGAAGAGAGAAAAGGACUCGCGGGUGCUAUAUGUCGCGGGUGACGAAAGCGCUGAAAUAACAUCUAUCACAACCGCUCUCGUUGGCAACGCAUGGCUUGUAUGGUGGUCGGACACUUCAGGAAAACUGUCCACUAUAGACGCCACACACGCGCUGCAAGCGGACUCCACCACCGUCGUGCGCCCGCCCGUCAGAGUCAUAGUUCAAGACUCGGCUAUAAUCAGAGGUGUGACCUUCGACUGGGUGUCUGGACGUCUCUACUAUACGGCCGUUACUAAAGGUGGAGACGGCGAAGGGUAUUCGAGAGGCAGCUACGGUGCUGUCUACGUGUGCGCUCCGGACGGCCGGCGACGGGUGACCCUCAUGCGGCGCAAGAACGCAGAACCUGACGAUAUCCUCAUACAUAACGCCACCAGGCAAAUAUUCUGGUCGGACCGCGGCGCCAGCCCGGGCGUCAUGGCGGCCGGGCUCGACGGCGCCGCGCCGCGCCGGCUCGUCGGGCGCCGCGUGCGCCGCGUCACGGCCCUGGCGCUGUCCUCCGACAGACUGUACUUCGUGGACGCGUACUACGACACGCUGGAGAGCGUGAAGUUCGACGGCAGCGCUAGGGUUGUGCUGGCGACGUUCGCUAAGCGGCCCGCUGGCGCGCCCGCACUGCAUCUCCCUAGCGAUAUAGGCAAGUCAACAUACCAGCCGUUCGCAGUGGGCACCGCGUCCUGCUCGCGGCUGGCGGCCUGGGAGGACUGGCUGUGGUGCGGCGGGCGCCGCGGCCUGGCGCGCCUGCCGCGCCGCCCCGCCGCCCCCGCCGCGCCCGCCGCGCCCCGCGCCGCGCUGCCCCUCUCCGCGCUGGCCGUCGUGCACCCGCAACUGUGCAGGGCUGCUGCGGAUCCGUGCUUGCUGCCAAACGGUACCGGGGCGUGCCAUUCUAGCGCGCUGUGUGUACGAAGUGCAACCGCUGACUUCGCCUGUCUGUGCCCCGACGGACUUACCGCCAUUAACACCACUUCUGACCCGAAAGACCGCGAAUGCAUUAUAACCCCCGCCGCGACCUCCGCCGAAGACUCCUGCCCUCUUGACUGCGGGCCCGGCUCCUGCGUUGUUUCCCCAUCGGGGGCCCCUUACUGCCAAUGCGGGCCCCUGUACAGCGGGACAAGAUGCCAGCACUACAGGUGUGGGGCACAUUGCAAUAGGAGGGGGAAGUGUGUGGUGGAGAAGGACGGAAGCACGCUGAAGUGCCAAUGCUUCUCCGGUUACACAGGCGACCGUUGUGAAACCGAAGUGAUGGCCGCAGUGUCGCCCUGCGCGACGUGGCAAUGCGACAACGGCGGGACAUGUCGCGAGACGAGAGGGAUAGCACGAUGCGUCUGUGCUUCUGGCUAUACAGGUAAUAGGUCCGAAACCGAAGUGAUGCCCGCAGUGUCGCCGUGCGCGACGUGGCAAUGCGACAACGGCGGGACAUGUCGCGAGACGAGAGGGAUAGCACGAUGCGUCUGUGCUUCUGGCUAUACAGGGACCCACUGCGAGCGCUGCGACGGCGACAUGAACGGGGUCUGCGCCCCCGGCAGCGUCUGCGAGCUGACUCCGGCCGGCCCUAAGUGCAGCCCCUAUUUGUGCCAGGGGCUCUGCCAGAAUCAGGGCACCUGCGUAGUAUCGUCCUCCGGGCGCGUCUCCUGCGUGUGCGCUUCCGAGUGGUCCGGCGCGCGCUGCGAGCGGCGCGCGUGCGUGGACGCGGCGUGCGCCACGCACGGCGCGCACGGCGCGCACGGCGCGCACGACACGCACGACACGCACGACACGCACGACACGCACGUCGCGCACGGCGCCAACGACGUGCAGGACAGGCUCAAGUUCGGCGACGACGAUCACGACUACAAGCCGCACGGAAAACACCCGAACUCCCCAUUCUGCAGUCACGGCGACUGCGAGAAUGGCGGCCGCUGCAUAGCCACGUCGGCGGGCAUGCGCUGCGAGUGCAAAGGGACCUACGGCGGGCCAUUCUGUGGGCACUAUGUGGGCCAUGGGCAUGCGUGUACUACUGCAAACUGCAGGCCACCGUCGCUCUGCGUGUGGACUCCUGUCGACGACCCAAUGCUGCCGGGGCAGGCGUUCUGCGCCUGCAUAGAGGGCGCCAGCUGCAGCCCGCCGCCGGAGCGCGUGGCGGAGGCCGCGCCCGGCGCGCGCGCCGCGUGGGCCGGCGCCGGCGCCGCGCUGCUGCUGCUGCUGCUCGCCCUGGGCGCCGCCGCCUACGUGCUGCACAGGAGGAGGCACGGUGCGUUCGUGCACGCCCGCCUAGCUGACAACGUGGAGAUCAGCAAUCCGAUGUAUUUGGCGGACGAUGAACCCCCUAGAAGAGAUUUACUACCGCCACCGAGAGAGAACGGCGGCAACCACUUCGCCAACCCCGUGUACGAGAGUAUGUACGCGCCGAGCGUGCCCCAACCUGAAGAGCAAAACUUGCUGGCAGAUGCAUCUGACAGCUCGCCCGCUGAACGGGCCGCGCUUUUAUAAGCUAGGGGACAGACUGCCAGACAAAUAUGUCUGGAGAAAAAGACCGAUUUUGAAAAAUGUAGGCUCGAAUGUAAGAUUCCUUAUAAAAUCAAUUUUUUUUAUUGACAAAUCUCUUAUAUGAGAAACUUGUAGAUCAGAAUUUAUGUAUAUGUUUAGCUUACAGUCUACCCAUGUUAUUUUAUUCCUAGGCCACUGUACAACCUCGUCGCUAUAAGUACACACAUACAUCAGUCAAUAAGCAUUCUGUCGUAGAAGAUAAACAAAUGUAUUCAUACAAAUAAUAGAAUAGAAUAUCAUUUAUUUAAAUAUAAGUACACAGUUUAUAUAAUACUUACAGAGAAGGAAAAAAAUAAAAAUAAGACUUGUAUACUGUAACUCCACUGAACAAGGAACAUUCAGCAUAACGCCAGGUCCUACUGGAGUAGUAUCUGACGCUGGUCUUCCUCGAACACCUGUAGGGUACCAGCUACAGUAGAGUUACUAUAAUAAUUAUAGCAGUUGACAUCAAAUUAUAAUACGACUAGCAUGGUCUAUAUAUCGAGUUAUUGCGGAAAGCUUCUUUUUGCUAAGAGGUGGUGGUAGAAUGUUCCAGCAUUGUGUUGCGGUGUACUUAAAACUGCCACGAUAUGCUGCAGUUUUUGGGAUAUAUGAGAAGAGUAGAUAAUCUUUGGCGCUGCAAAAACUGGAGGUCACAAUCCCGAACAGUAGGCAAGCAAAGUGGAGAGAGCGCCUAGAUUCCAUGUUCAUGGUUAGAUAGUGGCCUAGGAAUGAAAUUGAUUGACUGUACCUCAACCAGAAGAGUGGAAGUUACGAGAUAAUUAAAAAAGUAUUCAAUGUUCCACCUUACCCCAUACCUAGCGUCCGCAGAACGGGACGCGCUCUUGUGAGCGAGCUAGUGAAUAUAUUCUAUACUCAAUACUUCACCUUUUCCAACAUUUUCGACACAAACCAAAGUGAGGUGGGUGUAAUAUGACCAAAUAGACAAUUUAGGUAAAAGAAUGUAGCAUUUUCACCCAGUAAAGUAUGCACACAUACACUUAUAAGCAAUCUGACACGGAUAUGCAUAAACAAUAAGGUAACAGUAGUGGUACCAGGGUUUCACUUAGAUUCUCACUGUCGAAAACUACAUUGUCCAAAUUAAAUUAGUUCCUUGAAUAAUUUUUAAUUGUUUAGUAUGUAGUGAUCGAAUUUUUUUGUGAAACUUAAAGGUAUCUGGGGGCCUACCGCGAAAACCGAAAUUCGCAAAUUGCGGGGAUCUUUCUCUUUUACUCUCUCUGAGACGUAAUUAGAGUGACAGAGAAAAAUCCCCGCAAUUGACGAACUUCGAUUUUCGCGGUUAUAGCCCUGGUAUUUUAUAAUAAUUGACCACUAUAACAUUCAUAUAUAUUUUGUUUAUUUUGGAGUAACGCACAUUUUGUGUGAAAACUAUGUCUUUAUCGCAUAAUCGGAAAGAAAAUCAAUUUUGUAGUGUCAAGGUAUUAAAUAUCGAUACGGACAAAGUGACAAAAAUAUGUACACACUACCUUAAUAUGUAGGCAAUAAGAUCGUGUAUACAUGUUUUUGGCACUUUGUUCGUAUCGAUAUUUAAUACCUUGACUGUAUGUAUAAUUAUGAAAAUCCUGGUUAGUGAGGUAUUUAAGUUGAUGCAUAGACAAAGAAAUAAUGAGACGCUUAACAUAGUGCAAAUAUCAGUGCCAUACGUUUUUGUGGUAACUAGGUUGUCAAACGUUAGCAAUUGUGACGUUCUACGGGUAAAGGUACCUUAUGUCGCGUGGCGCCGCAUUAGUAUUGUAGCGUCGUCAAUAAUAGUGUAACCGGCAACCGGCAUAAGGUACCUUUACCCUGCCUAUGAAGCUGAUGGUCCCGGGUUCUAAUCCCGGUAAGGCCAUUUAUUUGUGUGAUGAACACAGAUAUUUGUUCCUGCAUCAUGGCUGUUUUCUAUGUAUAUGAGUAUGUAUUUAUCUAUAUAUAUACACAGACGUAUCGUCGCCUAGUACCCAUAGUACAAGCUUUGCUUAGUUUGGGGCUAGGUCGAUCUGUGUACGAUUGUCCCCAAAUAUUUAUUUAUUUAAUGUGCUAGGCCGUAAAGCACCAUAAACUUUAAGAUGUGAAAACUGCAGUUAAAAUAUUUUGUUUGCGAGUCUUAGUAUUUCUCUGUCUAUGGUUGAUGGAUGUGAUGUAAUUUUAGUUGUACAUAUCCUCUUGCCUCUUUUUUUAGUACAAUUGUAGUUAUUAAGAUGACUUAGCCCUUAGCCUUAAGACGACAUUGGAGGAUAUUUUUCAUACAAACUUAGUCCUCAUUUUCCACUCUGGAUAUUAACAUUAUUGAAAUUUUUUUGAAACAGUUUGUUGCAUAUCAACCAUAUAGCCAUAUAGCUAUGCACCACGUUUGUUUUUUUUCGAAUUUCCAACCUUUAUAAGAGUAAGGAGUGUUUCAAAAUUUGUUUGAAAUCUGUUUUACUCUCCUAUUUUUUACAAUAAUCUAAAAAUCGGAAAAAGUUAUACGUAGGGGCAUAGCUAUGGUUAAUAUACAUCAAAUUAUGCAAAAAUAUUUUCCAUAAUUUCAAUGCCUAGAGAGGAAAAUGGGGACUACGUUUGUAUGGAGAAGCGGCCGUCCCGUUUCCUCUUAACACUAUACAAUAUAACAGCGUUGGGCAGGCAUAAUGUUAACAAUUUAUUUUAUUAAUAUUAUAAAGCAAUAUCUAGUUAAUUUUGAUUUAUAAUAAUGGAAACCGGUUUAACAGUUAAGCAAAAUCCGGUUAUCAUAAUAAAUAACCGGUUUUAAUCCUAAGAUAUAUUUUUAGUAAAAACAAAUCUCAUUAUAUUACUUUGUAGGUACUGAAUAUACUCUGGCAUCUAAUUUCGCUCAGGCAACUAACGCGUUUAAUUUCGUCACUAGGGGCGCUAGUGUAGAUGGAUAUCUUUCAAAAUGUCUAAUGCAUAGUAUUUUUGGGAGUUUCAGGCAAUUGUGGUAAAUCUUUUUUCCGUUUUUGAUUAUUCAUGGUAAACAUAACAUUCAAUAAAUGAUAGUGGUUUUAAAAACGGCAAAUUUAGAUGUUAAAAUAUUUUGUGUAUAUUAGAACGUAUUUUUUUUUUAAUAAGGAUAUCAGAAUUUUGUGAGCUUUGUUUCUGGACCACCAUCUACAGUGGCGCCAUCUGGUGAGCACAAAAAUGGAAGCCCUCAUUUUAAGUAACAUGUGUUAAAUUUAUUUGAAUCUUAUCACUAAGGUUAGUUUGAUGUUCAUAUUGAUUGAUAAUACUCAAGAUAUUGUAAUUGACAAUGAAUUGGUACCAUUUUUGUUUACUUUUGAUAUUAUUUUAUAAAGGAUCUCUUCAUAAAGAAAAAUAAUACAUGAAUCUUAUGAAUAUUAUAAAUUAAUUUGUUUUUUAUACUUUUGUAUAUUUAACGUCAUUUUUCAUUUUUUUUAUCGGACGGGAAAGAUCACGUGUAUGGCUACUUUACAUGCAAUCAAUAAGGUAGGUAUUUACUAUUUUCACUUUUACAGAAAUUAUAUGAUUAUUUUCUUCUAUUCUCUUAAGACAUUUGCAUAUAUUAAAAUUACAAGGAGUUUUUAAAAAUCGAACAAGUAUAUUUUUAAGUAUGUAAUAUUAACGUUAAGUACAUCGUGCCAUAUCAAAUGAAUAUCACGUUCGUUAUACACUUAUGCUUUAUAUACACACAUAUUUUUGACUAAUUUUUUUAAUAUUCUGUAUUUUUAGAGGCCAGUACAAUUUUAAAAUGCAAUAUUGUUAUUAUUAAGUUAAUGUACUCAUAGACUUAUAGAAAUUUCCAGAUUUUCAAAUUUAAGUACGACCAGCUGUUUUGCUAGCCUAUCCUGAUGACAAAAUGUACUAAGCUGUCAUUUUAUAUUUACUUGAGACUUCAUUUUAUUAUUACCUGAAUUUUUACUUAGUUUAUUUAGCAUUAGAAAAAGGGUAAACAAUCUAGACUCCUUUAUGAAGGUAGUGAAAGGGUUAGGCGAUUAUUUGUGAUAAGUAGCAGCUCACAGGUCUUCACGUAAUGCGGCGCGCAACUGAGCUUAUUGUAUGUAUGUUAGUUGUAUGUCAGAGUAGAUAUGACUACAGAGACUUGUAAUUAAACGAGUCCCACUGCUACGAGAUGUGUAACCUUACAGUCGCCAUGAGAUAUAUCGGAGCGGCCGAGGUGCUCAUAAAUAUCUGAGCGCGCACUCUAGCGCCUUCACAAUAGAGGCGUGUUCAGAUAUAUGUGAGCACCUUGGCCGCUCCGAUAUAACUGAUGGCGACUGUACACGUGUACAGUCAUCAUCAAAUUAAUAAUUUCGGCCAAAGUGGCUAAAUACGUCGUAACGGACCUUUGUUACUUUAGACAAUAUCUGGGAGACCGAGCUUUGCUCAGAAAACAUAUAAAAACUCAAAAAUGAGCGUUUUCCCACAGAUAAGACCUAGCUAGAUCGAUUUUUAUAAGUAUAGCAAGUUUCAUCGAAAUCGUUAGAGCCGUUUCCGAUAUCCCCGAAAUGUAUACAAGAAUUGCUCGUUUAAAGGUGUAAGAUAUGGAUGUUCCGAUAUAUUAGACCACUUUGGCCGUCACUGUCUAUUUGAUGCUAUGACUGUAAAUCAUUUAUUGGGAAAUCUGUCAGGUUAACUUCAUUAUUUGUUCUAAUAAGAAAACGUAUAUUAGCUAAAGUGUCCAUUUUUAAUAGGGCCUAAUUUUGUAAUUCAACUUUUUUGACAAAACAUCUAUUAUUUAUAUUUUAUGAGUAACACAAUAUUUAUUUUAUAUUAGUGACAUAUAUUUUUCGCUCAAAUAUGUUUUUGGUGUUACAAUGUUUAAAUAUUUGUGGCUUUCCACAGAAAAGGGUCCUUAUGCACGUGAAGCAUAAGGGCCCUUUUUUCAGUAGUUGGUGUGACUGAGCCCCAUUAGGUUAGUUAUAAUAAAUACUUUAAUUCGACUCGACUUGGCCAAAACUUAUAUAAAUAAAUAAGUUAUCGUAAGCACUUAUUAUAGGUUUAUGGAAGAAAUAAAAGAUAAUUGACAAUGAAA